Molecule: messenger RNA, 3507 nt
Organism: Myripristis murdjan (pinecone soldierfish)
Lineage: Eukaryota; Metazoa; Chordata; Actinopteri; Holocentriformes; Holocentridae
Gene: herc4
Product: HECT and RLD domain containing E3 ubiquitin protein ligase 4
Exons: 23
Coding region: 38-3175 (1045 amino acids)
Biological process (GO): protein ubiquitination; ubiquitin-dependent protein catabolic process
Cellular component (GO): cytoplasm
Molecular function (GO): ubiquitin protein ligase activity
Source: RefSeq, a predicted model, not a curated record
UCCUGUUGGCGUGGAGAAGCCAAGGGGGAGAUCUGCAAUGCUGUGUUGGGGCAAUGCUUCCUUCGGACAGCUAGGCUUGGGUGGUAUUGAUGAGGAGAUUGUGGUUGAGCCGAGGAAAUGUGAGUUUUUUCAUGGGAAGAAGGUGUGUGACGUGGGGUGUGGCCGCAGGCACACAGCUUUCCUGAUUGAAGAUGGGACAGUGUACACCUGUGGCUGCAAUGACUUGGGACAGCUGGGUCAUGAGAAGUCACGAAAGAAACCCGAACAGGUUGUGGCCCUGGAUGCACAGAUCAUAGUGGCAGUGUCAUGUGGAGAGGCCCACACACUUGCACUGAAUGACAAAGGUCAAGUUUUCUCGUGGGGUCUGGGCUCUGAUGGACAGCUGGGCCUUAACAAUUUUGAGGAAUGUGUUCGUGUACCUAGAAACAUCAAGAGUUUGUCAGAUGUACAAAUUGCUCAGGUAGCCUGUGGAUAUUGGCAUUCCCAUGCUCUUUCAAGAGGAGGUCAGGUCUUCUCCUGGGGUCAGAAUCGAUAUGGACAACUGGGGCUGGGAGUAGACGGACAAGGCAUUUCCACACCGCAGAUCAUCCAGUCUUUGCAGGGUAUUCCUUUUGCCCAGAUAUCAGCAGGUGGCGCUCACAGCUUCGCCCUCACACUCUCAGGAGCAGUGUUUGGUUGGGGGCGCAACAAGUUUGGGCAACUGGGCCUCAAUGACAACAAUGAUCGACAUUUCCCAACCCUGCUGAAGUCUCUUAGGUCACAGAGAGUGAUUUACAUCUGCUGUGGAGAAGACCACACAGCAGCACUGACCAAGGAGGGAGGCGUGUUUACAUUUGGUGCAGGAGGUUAUGGCCAACUUGGACAUAACUCAACAAAUCACGAGAUCAACCCUAGGAAAGUAUUUGAGCUCAUGGGAAACGUCGUCACACAGAUUGCAUGUGGAAGGCAGCAUACGUUGGCUUUCAUCCCCACCUCUGGAAAGAUGGACUCGUUUGGGCUUGGAGGAAAUGGGCAGCUUGGCACACGCUCUACUUGCAACAGGAAAAGCCCCGCCCCUGUCAAAGGCUCCUGGGUAACCUCUAAUAGUCCGGAUACAGAUGCAGAGCAAGGCUGUGUCAGGAGGAUCUAUGCUGGAGGAGACCAGAGCUUUGCUCACUAUAGCACUACUGAUAACAACCAGGUUCUGCAUGAUGUGAGGAUACAGGAUCCUCACAGGAAAAUUUGCACCUUGACUCCUGAUCUCAUACAUCGGUGGUUGAACCACACACAAGGAAGACUUCCUCCAGAAAUCUCCAAUGAGAUUGACCUGGUGUUCUCCUCUGCAAGCUGCCUCAAUGGGUCUUUUCUAGCUGUGAGCCAUCCAGAUCACUACAACACCAGCAGUAAAUGUUCAGGGGUGGAUAUGAACAUGGCUCGCCUCCUGUUUCACAGAGUGGUUCAGCAGGAUUACCCAGAAAUAGCUCAACAGAUUGCUGCCAGUUUGGAGAAGAACCUCAUUCCCAGACUAAGUAUCUCUCCUCCAGACAUUGAAGCCUUGAGACUCUACCUCACUCUUCCAGAAUGUCCUCUCUUCAGUGACCCAAACACAUACGUCACCCUCGCCAUCCCCUUUGCUAAAGCACUCAUCAGCCUUAAAGAUGCGCCACUCAAGGUGCUAGGAAACUGGUGGUCUACAUUUGAGCCGCCAAUCUUCCAGCGGCUGGUGGAGUUGUACAAGGAAGUGGUGGUGUACCUGCUUCGGAUGCACAAGGUGGGCAUUCCUCAAACAGAGCAGAGGAUUUUCACCUGCUUCCUGGACACGUCGCUUCGGCUCUUAGAGAUCCUGCAUAUGGUGAGCGAGCGAGCAGGACACAUCAUACAGUAUGAUAAAUUCUACAUUCACGAGCUGGAUGACCUGAUAGACAUCAGAAACGACUACAUCACAUGGUUCCAGCAGCAUAUGUACCCCUUGGGUCACGAUGGUGCAGUCACGCUGUGCAAGUAUCCCUUUGUAUUUGAUGCCCAAGCAAAGACCACACUGCUUCAAACAGAUGCUGUCAUACAGAUGCAGAUGGCAGUGGACCAGGCACAAAGGCAAAACUUCAGCUCCAUGUUCCUGCCAGUGGUGGAGUCUGUCAAUCCCUGUCUCAUCCUCAUCGUACGGAGGGAAAACAUUGUUGGAGAUACCAUGGAAGUCCUCCGAAAAUCCAAGAAUGUGGACUACAAGAAACCACUCAAGGUGAUCUUCGUUGGAGAGGAGGCAGUCGACGCAGGUGGUGUGAGAAAGGAAUUCUUUCUUCUGAUCAUGAGGGAACUGCUAGAUCCCAAAUAUGGGAUGUUUCGUUACUACGAGGAGUCCAGGCUCAUCUGGUUUUCAAAUAAGACUUUUGAAGACAUUGACUUAUUCCACCUGAUUGGCGUGAUCUGUGGUCUGGCCAUCUACAAUCUCACCAUAGUGGAGCUCCACUUCCCGGUGGCCCUUUACAAGAAGCUUUUGAAGAGGAACCCAAAUCUAGAUGACCUGAAAGAGUUAAUGCCAGAUGUGGGAAGGAGUCUGCAGCAGCUGCUGGACUACACAGAAGAUGACAUUGAGGACACGUUCUGCUUGAACUUCACAGUCACAGAAGAAAACUUUGGUGCCACGGAGGUUUUGGAACUUAUCCCUAAUGGUGAGGAUAUCAAUGUUAAUAAAUCCAACAGGCAGGAGUUUGUCAGUGCAUAUGUAGACUACAUCUUCAACAGAUCGGUAGCCCCGCUUUUUGAGUCCUUCUACGCAGGUUUCCACAAGGUGUGUGGUGGAAAAGUUCUGGAGCUGUUCCAGCCAAACGAACUGCAAGCCAUGGUGAUCGGCAACACCAACUAUGACUGGAAGGAACUUGAAAAGAGCACUGAAUACAAAGGAGAAUACUGGGCUGAACAUCCGACCAUCAAGUUCUUUUGGGAGGUGUUCCACGAGCUUCCUUUAGAGAAGAAGAAAGAGUUUCUCUUGUUCCUCACAGGGAGUGACCGCAUACCCAUUUUGGGCAUGAAAAGUCUAAAACUGGUGAUCCAGCCCACUGGCGGAGGGGAGCACUACUUACCUGUGGCUCACACCUGCUUCAACCUGCUGGAUCUGCCUAAGUACACGAGUAUAGAGACGCUCCGUGAAAAGCUUCUCCAGGCGAUAGAUCACAAUCAAGGCUUCAAUCUUGUCUGAUGAUGCACAAAAAACACCAAGAACUCUGCACCCAGACUGUUGAUGGUAAUCACUUGGCCAAAAUGUUUUGCCUCACAGGCUGUUGUCUGCUCUGAACCCUGCACAAUGACUUGAACUCUGUCAUUAGUGUGGAUCAAGAACACUUUGCAGGGAGCCACACCAAGUACAAAAGGCUAAAGGUUUGGAUGUCUGGACUUUAAGGCUAAUCUUGACUUUGAUAUUUCAGCAGUUUUUUUCAUGCCACCAUAGUAUUUGAUGCUUGACUGGUUUCAAAAUGAAUUAACAUUAUUUGAUAUCUAUUGUAGAUAUACUCAUACAUGUUUGGAUAUGAU